AUGGGUGGUUUCGAAUAUGCACUCGUACACCUCACCUACACCAUCCCGCCCGCCGUCUUGCUGACCCUCCUCUACCUACCCCUCCUCACCCGUCUGGACCUCUACCGGAUACUCUUCUUAAUUACUAUCGCCGUUACUGCCACCAUCCCUUGGGAUAGCUACCUCAUACGGAACAACAUCUGGUCCUAUCCGGAAAAUGUCAUUGUUGGUCCGACCCUGUACUCCAUCCCAUUGGAAGAGGUAUUCUUCUUCGUGAUACAGACCUACAAUACUACGCUACUGUACCUGCUGUUCAGCAAGGCCGUCUUGAAAGAGGUGUACCUGGUGAGGGAGGACCAAGGCCGGACAGGGCAGAAAUGGAAGUAUAUCAAGCUGGGAGGACAACUCGUGCUGGGCCUGGCGCUCAAGCAAGGUAUCACUUAUGUGAAGGAGAAUAAGCAAAACACAUACCUGGGACUAAUCCUGGUGUGGGCUUUCCCAUUCCUUCUUCUUCUCUGGAGUCUUGGAUACCAACUUCUCAUCAAUCUGCCAAUCUACUGCACAGCAAUUCCAAUCGCCUUGCCAACAUUCUACCUCUGGGUUGUGGAUACACUAGCAUUGAAGAGAGGGACAUGGGUGAUUGAGCAUGGCACAAAGACAGGUGUGACAUUGUGGGAAGGACUGGAAAUUGAGGAGGCCAUUUUCUUCCUUCUCACCAACCUGCUCAUCGUCUGCGGCUUGGUAGCAUUCGACAAUGCAAUCGCAGUACUCAAUGCCUUUCCGGCCCACUUCCCCACAGUCCCGGGAAUGCCAAGCCCCGUCCUCUUGGUCAAAGCACUACUACUGCCAGCUCGUGCCUACGAUGACGAUCGCAUCUCUGGAUUGCAACAAAGCGUGGAAAGGCUGAAGAGAAAGAGCCGAAGCUUCUAUCUGGCUUCCUCCACAUUUCAGGGACGAUUGAGGAUUGAUCUCAUCAUACUCUAUUCUUUCUGCAGAGUCGCAGACGACCUAAUCGACAACGCCAAGGACCAGAAGGAAGCGAGAGAAUGGCUGGCAAAGCUCAAGAAGUAUCUUGACUUGUCUUAUGCGACUGCAGAGCAGGAUGCCCAAGGCAAUGUCAUUCAGAGCAAAGACGUCAACCGCGGACAAGCAACGCUUUUCACCAUGCAUAACUUCCCUCCUGAUGCACAGUUGACACUGCUCCUUUUGCCAACACAGCGGCUCAGCAAGGAACCACUCAACGAACUGCUGAAGGGCUUCGAGAUGGACCUUCAAUUUGCGGAUAAGAAAGAGAAGGGGUCAAGUUCAGGACCGAUCAAGAGUGAAGAAGACUUGGACUUGUACGGAGGCAGAGUUGCAGGGACUGUCGCUUUACUCGUCAUCCAGCUCGUCCUCCAUCACUACCCAGGAGCAUCAGAACCCAAGGCUCGACAACUAAUGUCUGCUGGUCACAAAAUGGGCAUCGCAUUGCAAUAUACCAAUAUUGCUCGCGAUCUCGGAGUCGAUGCACAGAUUGGUCGGUGCUACGUGCCGCCGGGAUGGCUAAAGAAAGAGAAGCUUAGUCCCGAAGCUAUGGUCGCCGGACUCAUAACACCAGGCCAGGUCGACGACUUCUUCUUCAAGAAAGUUGAGCUCAUCCGCAGUCGUCUCCUCGAUCGUGCCUUCUCCUUCUAUGGACAAUCUGUGGGCGCGAUUGAGGAGCUACCGCGCCCUGCACGAGCUCCUAUGCGGGUAGCAGUAGAAAGCUACAUGCAGAUUGGCAGAGAGCUGCGAAGACCCGGAUACCUGGUGAAGGCUGGUCGCGCGACGGUACCUAAAUGGAAAAGGUUAUGGGUGGCUUGGAAGCGACUGAUAAGUCCGGCGCCGCAAGAACGAUAA
Pseudocercospora fijiensis CIRAD86 is the source of this 1857-nucleotide messenger RNA. RefSeq lists its product as uncharacterized. The coding region runs from base 1 to 1857 and encodes 618 amino acids. Gene Ontology annotation, biological process: biosynthetic process. NCBI's taxonomy places the organism in Eukaryota, Fungi, Ascomycota, Dothideomycetes, Mycosphaerellales, Mycosphaerellaceae. Gene Ontology annotation, molecular function: intramolecular lyase activity; geranylgeranyl diphosphate synthase activity. The record is from RefSeq and is a predicted model, not a curated record. The transcript has 2 exons.